Dicrocoelium dendriticum is the source of this 441-nucleotide messenger RNA. The record is from the annotation of a GenBank genome assembly. NCBI's taxonomy places the organism in Eukaryota, Metazoa, Platyhelminthes, Trematoda, Plagiorchiida, Dicrocoeliidae.
AUGAAGAAGAAAUCUUCUGUCAUUUGUGGAUCUGAAGACGCCUCAAAGGAUUUUUUCAUCCAAAUUUACAAUGGCGUUGGCAUUGAUUUACGAUUCGAGGGCAUAAAAUAUCAUGACAUUUCUGGUGUCUUCAAAUGCGGUCAGCUAAGUGCGAUCAUGGGACCUAGCGGUGCCGGUAAAAGCUCAUUGCUUAACAUUCUUGCCGGAUACCGCUCCAAAAACGUGUCUGGUGAUAUAUAUGUGAAUGACCACGAAAGAAAUCCUCAAGAGUUUCGUAAAAUAACUAGUUACAUUAUGCAAGACGACUUGCUGCUUCCGCACUUAUCGGUUGAGGAAACCAUGACUUGCAGUGCUAACUUGAAGCUAUGCGAGAAAUCUGACGCGGAUACAAAAGGAAAAAUAGUGAGUGUUUUGUGCUUGUUGAAUAUCGAACGCACUUAA